This is a messenger RNA of Diabrotica virgifera virgifera (western corn rootworm), 708 nucleotides long. Its product is annotated as baculoviral IAP repeat-containing protein 3-like. The transcript has 3 exons. Gene Ontology annotation, cellular component: cytoplasm; nucleus. The record is from RefSeq and is a predicted model, not a curated record. Lineage: Eukaryota; Metazoa; Arthropoda; Insecta; Coleoptera; Chrysomelidae. Bases 1 to 708 code for a protein of 235 amino acids.
AUGUAUGUAAACAUUAACCUGUCUUUAGUAUCAGUAAGCAAGUGCAAGGUCACGGCUAAAAAACGAGAUCAAGCUAUAAAAAUGGUCACAAAACAUCUGUUAUAUCCAGUACUCAUCCAACGUUUGAAGUCUUUUGAUGAGUGGUUACCAACCCACCCUAUAAAACCAAUAGUACUAGCUGUAUGUGGCUAUUCUUAUACGGGGGUAAACGAUAAAGUCUUGUGUGCUGCUUGUGAUGUAGUUGUUAAUAAUUGGCGGGUAGGUGACAUACCUUUAGAUAAACAUAAAGACGAUUGUUGUUUUCUUGCUGCAUAUAAGCAAGCUCAAAGAUUAAGGGAUGUUCAAACACGUGCUAGAUUAGAUACAUUCCUACAGCAACCCGGACCAUCUAAACCUCUACGACUUGCCAAUAUUAAAAGAGCUGCAGAGUUUGGUUAUAUACAAGCAUAUGUAGGCUCGGAUAGUCGUGUGAUAAAAACAGAUAUUUGUUUAAUCAUAGAUGUUACUGUAAAAGAAGACAUUGCUGUGAAUAACGAGGAUAUUCAAAAUGGACGUCUUAUUUGUAAAAUUUGCUUCAAUAACGAAAUUAAUACAGUGUCGUUGCCCUGUGGCCAUGCGGCGAAGUGCUUAGACUGUUCUGCUUUAGUUCAAGAGACUUGUUGUAUAUGUAGAGCACCUAUUGCUUUCACAACAAGACUUUAUAUUUAA